AUGGGCAGCCUGGGUGUUUGGGCUGUGGCUGUGGCCACUCUGCUGGGAACCUCAGGGUGCUGGCUGGCUGAAGGGCACAAGGGCAGCAGGCGAGGAAGCGUGGACAGAGCCAGCAUGUCACGUACCUCCUCCCAGGAACCACAUUCCAUGGAGAAGGGGAAAGCAGACGGGAACAUCGAUCAAUCCCUUUCCGACCCAAAUGAAGAUCCCUGUCGAAGGACCUACUGUGGACGGGGUCGGCAAUGUGUGCUGAUGGCGGAAACUGGCCGUGCUGAGUGCGUUUGCCAGGAAAAAUGUCGGCCCUCCUUUGUGCCGGUGUGUGGCUCAGACGGCAGGUUCUACGAGAACCACUGUGAAGUUUACCGCACCGCCUGCCUGGAGAGGAGACGGAUCUAUGUGGUGCACAGCAAAGACUGCUUCUUCAAAGUCAAUGCAUGCACCAUGUCAGAGUACAACAAGCUGAAGAGCAUGCUGCUGGAUAUGCAACCUAAAGUGCCGAAGGUUGGAGAGCAGAACCAGCAGAGAGACAUGGAGGAGAAGAGAGCACUGGUGGAUACCAUGUUCAAAUACCUGGAUGUGAACCUGGACGGCCGGCUGGUCAGCGAUGAGCUGGAAAAGAUCUCCAUGAAGGAGCACCUGGAGGACAGCCUGUUGGAGUGCACCAUGCAGGACCUGCUGCGUUACGACGACUACAACAACGACGGACACCUCAGCCUGCAUGAGUUCUAUACAGCUUUCCAGGUUGUCCAGCUGAGCCUGGCGGAAGACCAGCGCAUUAGUGUCUCCACGGUAACAGUGGGCCUCAGUGCCGUGCUUACCUGUGCCAUUCAGGGGACGCUGCGCCCACCAAUCAUUUGGAAGAGGAACGGCAUCAUAUUAAACUUCUUGGACUUGGAGGAUAUCAAUGACUUUGGGGACGAUGGCUCCCUGUACAUCACCAAGGUGACAACCAUUCACAUGGGGAACUACAGUUGCCAUGCCUAUGGCUAUGAAGACCUCUAUCAGACACAUGUGCUGCAGGUGAAUGUCCCUCCAGUGAUCCUGGUCUAUCCGGAGACGCAGGCCCAGGAGCCCGGCGUAUCUGCCAGCCUCCACUGCCACGCUGACGGCAUCCCAAAUCCCAAACUCCUCUGGCUGAAGAACGGCAUGGACCUGCAGCCCAGAUCCUCCAAGCAGCUGUCUCUCAUAGCAAACGGUAGCGAGCUCUUUAUUGGCAGUGUCCGGUACGAGGACACUGGAGCCUACACAUGCAUUGCCAAGAACGAAGUUGGAGUGGACGAGGAUAUCUCUUCUCUGUUUGUUGAAGACUCAGCCAAGAAGACCCUUGCAAACAUUCUUUGGAGAGAAGAAGGGUUGAGUGUGGGGAACAUGUUCUAUGUGUUUUCUGAUGAGGGCAUCACAGUUCUCCAGCCCAGCGAAUGUGAGAUACGAAGACAUAUGAAGCGGACAGAGAGGAUUGUUGCUACCUAUGAGGAGAUGUGCCCUAAAGGUGAGGGGGUGUCACCCCAGCACUGCGUGUGGUCCUCAGCAGUCAACAUCAGGGAUAAGUACAUCUACGUGACGCAGCCCCUCCAGAGCCGACUGCUGGUCGUUGAUAUUCAGGCACAGAAGGUGGUGCAGGCAGUAGCAACAGAUCCUUUUCCAGUGAAGAUGCUCUAUGACAAAUCACAUGACCAGGUGUGGGUCCUGACAUGGGGAGAUAUGGACAGAACACACCCAACACUUCAGGUAAUUCCUCAAGCCAGUGUGGGAGAAGUACAUCAUGCCAUCCGCACAACUUUCCAGAGAGUCAAUGACUUCUUCAUUCCUCCAACCAACCUCAUCAUCACUCACGUGAGGUUUGCCUUUGUCUUCCUCAAAAAUGAACCUGCGGUACACAAGAUUGACCUGGAGACCUUGCACCGUGUCAAGACCAUCAGCCUCAAGAACUACAGCUGCAUACCAGUCAGCAUGGCUUACACGCAUCUGAGCGGCUUCUACUUCAUCCAAUGCCAGAGCAAGAGCCACCUACAAGCCCCGCCCCAGCUUCUCAUCGACAGCGUGACGGACACAGUGACCGGUCCGAACCUGAAUGUCACAGGUCAGCCCUUUGUAUCACCAGACGGCCGCUACAUUGUGACACCUGACCCACUCAGCUCAAAGCUGAUAGUUCAGACAGUGUCAUUCCAGGGGGAGCUGGGUCUGAACCAGGAAAUUGACGAGCCUGUAGCUGUCUCUGAUCUGGUUUUCCAGCCCUCCUUCACGGAGUCCAACCAGCAUGUGGUGGUGGCCACCUCAGGCUCAGGCACGGACCUGCUAUUUGCCGAUCUGUCCUCGGGCCACACUGAGGUUCUCCGGAGCCUCAAGGAGCCCCUGGCUGCCCAAGCCUGGCCCUGGGGAGGCCCCAACAGAGUGGUGGUCUCAAGCGGGUUGUUCGGACAGUACCUGGUGACGCCAUCGGCCGAGUCCCUCUUUGUCCUGAACGGAAAACAGAGAACGCCACACUGCGAGGUGUCAGACAUCAAGAGAGGGAACACAGUUGUCUGGGUCGGCGAGGUAUGA
Toxotes jaculatrix (banded archerfish) is the source of this 2541-nucleotide messenger RNA. RefSeq names its product follistatin-like 4 (gene fstl4). The transcript is spliced from 15 exons. NCBI's taxonomy places the organism in Eukaryota, Metazoa, Chordata, Actinopteri, Toxotidae. Gene Ontology annotation, molecular function: protein binding. Gene Ontology annotation, biological process: multicellular organism development; regulation of BMP signaling pathway; cell differentiation. The record is from RefSeq and is a predicted model, not a curated record. Bases 1 to 2541 code for a protein of 846 amino acids.